AUGGGCCAGGCCGUGCUGCACAAUCCUGCCCACCCUCACUGCACCCUCACCAGGAAGACUGUGACACUGGCCCCUUUGUACAGGGGGAAAGUUAUGGCUCAGAGAGGUGAAAUAACUUGCUUAAGACUACAUGGGCCAGGUGCUAUGCCUCAGACAUAUAAUUGCAAAGUAACUAAACAGGAGAGUCUAUUCACCAAGACGGGGAUGACGCAGGAGCUGAAGAACGAACUCAGGGAGGUGAGGGAAGAACUCAAAGAAAAAAUGGAGGAGAUUAAACAGAUUAAGGAUAUAAUGGACAAGGAUUUUGAUAAACUUCAAGAAUUUGUCGAAAUUAUGAAGGAAAUGCAAAAGGAUAUGGAUGAAAAGAUGGAUGUCUUAAUAAAUAUACAGAAAAACAACAAGCUAACCCUCCAAAGAAGAGCCAAAGAACACCAGGAACUCGGGAUGACAGGAAUCAUUGAUGUAGACUCUCAGCACAGGCACAGGAAGAUGGAAGAAAGAGCCCCAAUGACUCUUCGCAAGAUGAUGGCAUCCCCAAAACCCAAAAAGGACCCACUGGAUUCACCCCAUCAGUGCAAGAGCUGCUGUGAGAAAUGUUUGUUGUGUGCUCUAAAGACCAACUACAAUCAGGGCAAGAACCUUUCACACCCCGUCUGGGCGCCCUUUUCACCCUUGGCAUCUGGAGCUGCCUUCUGA
Perognathus longimembris pacificus (Pacific pocket mouse) is the source of this 696-nucleotide messenger RNA. It is a transcript of the gene Tex35, whose product is annotated as testis expressed 35. Bases 1 to 696 code for a protein of 231 amino acids. The record is from RefSeq and is a predicted model, not a curated record. The transcript is spliced from 8 exons. Lineage: Eukaryota; Metazoa; Chordata; Mammalia; Rodentia; Heteromyidae.